Molecule: messenger RNA, 474 nt
Organism: Haemonchus placei
Lineage: Eukaryota; Metazoa; Nematoda; Chromadorea; Rhabditida; Trichostrongylidae
Source: the annotation of a GenBank genome assembly
AUGAUGGGAUCGGAGGAAAUUCAGGUUCACAUAGGUAGGAUCUCGAAUUUCACCGCCACCACCAUCGCUAGGCGAACCGGCACCUCCGCUAUCCAUAGCAGCGGCCAGGGUAGAUGCCAUUUGGUCUCCACGCAUUGUUUGAAAUACGUCACUGACUACCAUACUGUCACCGGUACCGUACUCGUUGUAGUCGGCAACCUGAAUAAGGAAGGUUUAGGCGGUGCCCAACUAGUCCUGGAAAAUGCAUACCGGUGGCGCUGGAGCCAAUUCAGUUGGUGGUGCGUCAACCUCUUCCCCAAUGCAGUAUCCUCUCCGCCGAAGUUCCUGAUCAAGGUGAUAACUGUACUGGUGGAAGCGUUGCCUAAUCUGCCAUUGGUACUGCUUCUCUUCCAUUCGAAGAAUACGGAGGAAGUUGUCCAAUUCGGGAACUUCGAACGCAUCCCACAAGAUGUCACCAGUAUCGUUCUCCUGUAG